CUCCUCUUCUCGUCCCCUCCCCCUCCCCAGGUCCAGCCAGGCAUUUUGACCCUGUGGAAGCAAACCCGAGCAGACCUUCAACACGGCCGUUGAAUACGUGCGUUUUCGACAGGUAAUGGCGAACUUCAGCUCUAGUGGCUUAACCUUCUUUGUAUUCGUCAUAGUUUUCACGGUCAUUUGCGGUAUAUUCCUCCUGCUCCGUCUGUGGGCUGCGACUGUGUCGCGUCGUCCACUGUAUCUCGACGAUGCGAUGAUCCUUUUCGCCUAUGCAAAUUGCAUAGCGCUUGGUGGGGUUGGCCUUUGGGCAGCAGUUAACGGACUUGGAAAACCAGGCUCAGAGUUAUCCGAAGAAGAAAUUGUUGUCAAUGCAAAGCUCAUCAUUACAUCGGACGUGUGUUGGCUAUUCGCAAGUGUCUUCGUUAAGAUGUCCAUUCUCUGGCUCUACAACCGUAUAUUCGCUAUCAGGGAGUUCAGGCGCUGGUGCUGGGCUCUCAUGGCUGUCAACGGCUGCUACGGCGUCUCCUUCUUGGUCGUAUACCUCACCAACUGCACGCCAGUGGACCAACUCUGGAACCCUACUCCGGACGGCCACUGCCGCGAUAUGCAAAUCAGCGACUUUGCCACCGUCGCCAUCAACAUGUUAUUCGACCUAGCGAUAUUGCUACUUCCCCUACCUACUCUCUGGGGCCUGAAACUUCCUCUGCGAAAGAAGAUUGUGGUUACCAUUAUGUUCAGCUUCGGUAUUGCCACGAUCGCAAUCAUGAUAUGGAGGAUCGUGGCAACUCUUCGGACCAGAGCCGACCCUGACUUCACUCUACACCUCGGGACGAUCGGGUUGAUCAGCUUCUUCGAGUUAUGGUUCGGCAUCAUCGUUGCCUGCAUGCCCACAUUGGCUCCCCUGUUCCGCGCCUACGCCAAGCCUCUCGUCUCUAAGUUGAAGGCCGGCCCAGACGGUUCCUCUAGCUCUGCGUCAUACGCCUUGGCGGAUCUCCCUCGUCAGGCCUUUGGCAGAAAUAACAUUCACGGGUCAAAGUACGACAGAAUCGACGGGGGCAAAGAUGCUGUCCGUGGAGAGGCCCGGUCCCAGGAGCCCCAUGGAAGGGGAAUGAUUGUAACCACGGAAAUCUUUUCCACAUCCGAAUAUCGCACCAAACCCGGGCCGAUGCAAGGUAGCAGCGUCGGCCAUAUCUGGAGUGACGUUGACGAAUAGUCGAGUACAGGCGACAAUAAGUCGCUCAGUGCUGAAUACUUAAAAUGUAUUAGCAUUGAAAUAAAGUACAAUAUAAAUUCAUUUAUGUGCCAGCCUUAAA
Durotheca rogersii is the source of this 1310-nucleotide messenger RNA. RefSeq lists its product as uncharacterized. NCBI's taxonomy places the organism in Eukaryota, Fungi, Ascomycota, Sordariomycetes, Xylariales, Xylariaceae. The transcript is spliced from 4 exons. Bases 116 to 1210 code for a protein of 364 amino acids. The record is from RefSeq and is a predicted model, not a curated record.